Verticillium alfalfae VaMs.102 is the source of this 1371-nucleotide messenger RNA. Its product is annotated as eukaryotic ribosome biogenesis protein. Bases 1 to 1371 code for a protein of 456 amino acids. NCBI's taxonomy places the organism in Eukaryota, Fungi, Ascomycota, Sordariomycetes, Glomerellales, Plectosphaerellaceae. The record is from RefSeq and is a predicted model, not a curated record. Gene Ontology annotation, molecular function: protein binding; ribonucleoprotein complex binding. Gene Ontology annotation, biological process: ribosome biogenesis; maturation of LSU-rRNA from tricistronic rRNA transcript (SSU-rRNA, 5.8S rRNA, LSU-rRNA). Gene Ontology annotation, cellular component: preribosome, large subunit precursor; PeBoW complex. The transcript has 4 exons.
AUGGCGCCGCAGCAGGGUCUCAAGAAGCGGAAGGGUCCGCAGGCUGAGCCCGAAUCCGACGAUGAGCUGAACCAGGUCGCUUUGGAGGGCGUCUUGUCAGAGGGCGAGGACGAUUCCGACUUUGAAGGCUCUGAAGGGUCUGAUUCCGACAACGACAGCGCCGAGUUUGACGGACUCGAAGGCAGCGACGUCGAAGAGGACGAGGACGAGGAUGAUGGUUUCCUGAGUGAAGACAUUCCCUCAGACGGCGAGGAUGCGCGCAAGGACGGCAAGAUUUCCGCCGCCGACGACGAAGAUGAGGGGCCAAGCUAUCGCAUUGUCACCGAUGCCAAUGGCGGUGUCCGCUACGAGUAUGACGAGAUUGAUCCCGUCUAUGAUUCGGACGACUCGGACGCCCAGGGCCCCGCCAACACUAUUGGCGACAUUCCCCUCUCCUUCUACGAUUCCUACCCUCACAUCGGCUACGACAUCAACGGCAAGAAGAUCAUGCGCCCGGCCACCGGCGAGGCUCUCGACGCCCUGCUCGACAGCAUUGAGAUCCCCAAGGGCUGGACCGGCCUGACAGACCCCGAGACGGGCAAGCCUCUCAACCUGACCCAGGACCAGCUCGAGCUGCUGCGCAAGAUCCAGAUGAACGAGGUUCCCGAAGAUGGCUACGACCCCUAUCCUGACACGAUCGAGUACUUCACGAGCAUUGAGGAGAAGAUGCCCCUGAGCGCUGCUCCCGAGCCAAAGCGUCGCUUCGUCCCCUCGAAGCACGAGGCCAAGAGGGUCGCCAAGCUCGUCCGCGCCAUCAAGGAGGGCCGCAUCCUGCCAUACAAGCCGGAAGAGGAGAGGGAGAGGGAGGAGGAGGAGAAGGAGGAGACAUACUACGACAUCUGGGCCAACGAGGAGCCCCAACCCUUCAACGUCAUGAACAUCCCCGCGCCCAAGCUGCCACCCCCCGGCUACGACCUCAGCUACAACCCCCCACCCGAGUACCUGCCCACACAGGCCGAGAAGGAGGAGUGGCUGAAGCAAGAUCCCGAGGAGAGGGAGAAGGGAGAGCGUUUCAACCGUUGCCUCGAUCUCUACCUCGCGCCUCGCAUGCGCAAGAACAGGCUCAACAUCGACCCGGCGUCACUGCUCCCCAAGCUGCCCCCGCCCGGAGGAGUUGCGCCCCUUCCCCACGGCGUGCCAGACCAUCCCUGCAGAUCUUCCACGGCAAGGUCGUCAGCCGACCUCAUGGAGAACCCCACCAUUGUGCCCGUCAAGAUGCUCAAGGGCCACAAGGUCGUCGCCAAGCUCGGCGUCAUGGACGUCGACUGGCACCCCACCGAGCCGUGGUGCGUGUCCGCCGGUGCCGACGGCACGUGUAUGCUUUGGACGUAG